AUGGAUACUCUAUCAUGGAUCCUUGUGGCGCUAACGGUUAUUUUUUUGAUCGGGCCAGCCCUGCUCAAAAACCGCUCACCUAUCCCCGAGACCUCGGAAAAAGUCGUCAAAAUAAGCGAGGCUGCCGAGCUUGACGCUGUUCUCUCCUCCACCGCCGGUGUAGUAGUUGACUUUUAUGCCGACUGGUGUCCACCGUGUCGUGCAAUUGCGCCAAUCUUUUCAAAACUGGCAGAAGAACACUCUUCAAAAGGCAAACUCGCGUUCGUCAAGGUCAACGUUGACCAUGUUAAAAAUGUUGCUCAGCGAUACAACAUCUCAGCGAUGCCGACAUUUGUAUUCUUUCAGGACGGCGCGCCGCGGGGAGUAGCUGUGGAGGGUCUCAAAGCGCGCAGCUCGGUCAAGGUCUCUGCCGAUGGCUCGGUGGACAGAAUCCUUGGCGCAGAUAAAGGAUCCCUGGAGGCUACGGUCCAGGCAUUGUCGCGUCAGCUUCGGGGUUAG
Akanthomyces muscarius is the source of this 498-nucleotide messenger RNA. RefSeq lists its product as uncharacterized. Bases 1 to 498 code for a protein of 165 amino acids. Lineage: Eukaryota; Fungi; Ascomycota; Sordariomycetes; Hypocreales; Cordycipitaceae. The record is from RefSeq and is a predicted model, not a curated record. The transcript has 2 exons.